Messenger RNA from Fusarium redolens, 1179 nucleotides. RefSeq names its product glycoside hydrolase superfamily. The record is from RefSeq and is a predicted model, not a curated record. Gene Ontology annotation, cellular component: extracellular region. The transcript has 3 exons. Gene Ontology annotation, biological process: chitin catabolic process; carbohydrate metabolic process. The coding region runs from base 1 to 1179 and encodes 392 amino acids. Gene Ontology annotation, molecular function: chitin binding; chitinase activity. Lineage: Eukaryota; Fungi; Ascomycota; Sordariomycetes; Hypocreales; Nectriaceae.
AUGAUUUUCCCAUGGCAUCUGCUACUUCUGGCGAUGGUGACCGCGACUGCCAUGUCCCAAGCCGAGCCAUUCCGUUGCGUUAUGUAUCUCACUGGACAACAUGAUAUUGUCCCAUCAAAAAGCGCACUUCAAGAUGUUUCGCAUGUCAUUCUGGCAUUCAUGCGCUCCGAGACCUUCAACGUUGACUACAAACCUGACGACUACCCGCUGUUCACCUCUGUCUCUGAUGUCCGCAAAAGGUUCCCGGACGACACCAAGGUAAUGGUAGCUAUCGGAGGAUGGGGCGAUACUCAAGGUUUCGAGGAAGCUGCCAAGAAUGAAACCAUGCGGAAGCGAUGGGCACGCCAGGUUGCGGCCAUGGCCACUGCGACGGGCGCUGAUGGCAUCGACAUUGACUGGGAGUAUCCUGGAGGCAACCGUGACGAUUACAAGCAAAUCCCCAACUCUGAGCACGAAUGGGAAAUCAAUGCCUUUGUAUCGCUCCUCCAGGAGCUGCGUGCCGCUGUUGGUGCCGAUAAACUUCUUUCAGCGGCUGUUCCAGGUAAAGAGGUCGAUUUGAUGGCCUUUACGCCCACCACCGUGCCAAAGAUCAUGAAAGAAGUCGACUUCCUCAACAUUAUGACAUACGACCUGAUGAACCGCCGAGAUAUCGUGACCAAGCAUCACAGUGGUGUCUCGGAUUCUCGAGACUCCAUCCAGCGCUACAUCGACCGCGGCGCAUCACCUAGCCGGCUCAAUCUUGGGUUCGGCUACUAUGUCAAAUGGUUUAUGACCCAGGAAUGCUUCCAGGGAAAGCUUCUCGGGUGCCCUACUCAAUUGCUUGAGGAUCCCGAGACCGGGGCUGAUCUUGGCAAGACAGGCGGCUUUAGCUGGCAUGAUGAGGUUCCCCAGGACCAAUCUACAUCGUUUAAACGUGCGAGAAUAGACGGGGAGUAUGAUAGAGAUGGAAGCUAUUUCUAUUGGGACGAGAAAGAGUGGCGAUGGUGGACAUUUGACACUAAAAAGAGCAUUAGGACAAAGUUCAGCAAAGUCGUGUCAGAGCUCGGAGUUGGAGGAGUUUUUGCUUGGGGCCUUGGAGAGGAUGCGCCCUCAUUUGAGCAUUUCAGAGUCACAGCCGAGGAAGUUCGCAGGAUCCGGGAGGGGUAUGCAGUUGAAGAUGGGGACAAGGACGAGUUGUAA